GAGGAGCGAAUAGUCCUCGCAGUAAGAUAGAAACCACCAUGACUGAUAGAAACGAGAAACUCGACAAGAUUCAAUCAAAUCCAAUAAAAAAAUCUCUUGCCAACGCAAAAAAAGAUCUGGGAUUGGUCCUCGAUAAAAUUGAUACUACCGGAUUUUCGGUUCGUGCAUUUCGACUCUGGCGCGCUUAUCUGGAGUUGCGUCCAUUUCGUGUGUCUCGUUUUUGGAUUCUUUGGAUUUUUUCAGUUUCUGCCUGGGUUCUUUAUUUUUCAAUAAAUAACUACAUUUCUUCGAUCAAAUAUGAUAGAUGUUUGGUGGAACAACCUUCGUUAGCUCAGAAAUUUUUUCGUCCUGCAGUGGAUUGUUCUAUGUGCAUCGACGUGCAACAGGUUGAAAGACUUUCUAAUUUGGAUCCUAUUACAUUUGAAGAACGAUUUGCCUACACGGGGAGACCUGUGGUAAUCGUCGAUGGGGCGGCCAAUUGGACGGCAAUGGAAAAAUUUUCAUUUUCAUUUUUCAAAGAUUUGUAUCACAGACAACGUAGCAAUUGUCAAUUUUUUCCAUAUCAAACAGAAUUUCGUAAUCUGCAUGAAGUUUUAAAUAUGAGCGCCGAACGAGCACAACUCAAAAGCGGUACAGCACCUUGGUAUGUUGGAUGGAGUAAUUGUGACAAAAGUAUCGGUGCAGUUCUUAGAGAAUACUAUCAGAGGCCAUAUUUCCUACCAGAAACUGCAGAAAGUGGAAAAACUGAUUGGAUUUUUAUGGGUAGUCCUGGAUAUGGAGCUCCUAUGCAUGUUGAUGACGUCUCGAAUCCUUCGUGGCAAGCUCAAAUUAGAGGGAAAAAAUUAUGGAUUUUAGAACCACCAAGGGAAUGUCAUUAUGCAUGUAAACGACUUGAAGUGACUGUCAAUCCUGGAGAAAUAUUUGUUUUAGAUACAAACUGGUGGUAUCAUCAAACCAAAAUCAUUUCUCAAGAUAUGAGUAUCACUAUAGGGGCUGAAUAUGACUGAAGGUGGUUCAAUUUUUUCAAGUUAAAUAUUUGAAAGUCUAGACUGUUGUACAUCGAAAAAAUUCUUAUUA
Belonocnema kinseyi is the source of this 1077-nucleotide messenger RNA. Its product is annotated as bifunctional arginine demethylase and lysyl-hydroxylase JMJD6-like. The coding region runs from base 39 to 1007 and encodes 322 amino acids. The transcript has 6 exons. NCBI's taxonomy places the organism in Eukaryota, Metazoa, Arthropoda, Insecta, Hymenoptera, Cynipidae. The record is from RefSeq and is a predicted model, not a curated record.